This is a messenger RNA of Exserohilum turcica Et28A, 552 nucleotides long. RefSeq lists its product as uncharacterized. Bases 1 to 552 code for a protein of 183 amino acids. NCBI's taxonomy places the organism in Eukaryota, Fungi, Ascomycota, Dothideomycetes, Pleosporales, Pleosporaceae. The record is from RefSeq and is a predicted model, not a curated record. The transcript is spliced from 2 exons.
AUGGACAACAACCAGCUGCGGCUGCGACAAGCCGUCGCCGAAAAGGUGUUUGGUUUCGAAUUGCAAGAUAAAUUGACCGCGAAGAAGAAAGAAUUGGCCGACUUGCAGGAACGGAAUGCGGCGCUUAUACGGGACAAUGUGCUUCAUCCGCUGGAUCCUCUUGCGACUGGGCCAGGCCCGGCCGGCUUGGCGAAGAUUGACGCAGCAGAGGAGCGAUGCGCUCUGCUGCAGAAGGAGCUUGACGGCGAAGGCGGCAACGCCGGGCUGCGAGAGAUCACCCGACGUCUCGAGAAGGAGAACCAGGUCCUCAGGGAGGCGUACGAGGGCGACGAAAGACUGCUUUCAAGGUAUACCGCCUUGGAGCAGGCGAACAAUGAGCUGGCUGCCAGGUACAAGCGCCUGGAGACAGAACAUCAGGGUGAGGAUGGCGACAGGGGUCUUCUCUCCGAGCACAACACCCUAAUACAAAGACACGAAGGUCUCACUGCCCGGUUCAAUAGGCUGGAAGUGAAGUAUCGUGGCAACGAUGGUAAGGGAGGCUACAUAUUCUAA